AAGUGAUAGGCUGAGAGGUGUUGUGACACUGCACAGGGAUAGAGAUAUAUAAACCAAAGAAACUUCGGAGCUGUGAGGAGUAGUAAACUGGAAGUCUCGGAUCACCAAAUGGACUGUGUCCUCUUGAGCUCUCACUUGGCAUCUCACAAUUUUGUUAACACAAGGUUUCAGCAAGGCUUUAGUGGUCUCAACAGUAUAGGAUUUGCAGUCAUCAGAAAGGGAUGCUUAAAAUUAAGGUGCUAUGCUCUUGGUGAUGAACUUGGUGGUUCAGGGCAAGUAAAUCAACCAUUUAACAAAAGCAAUAAUGGACCUAUUUUCCAAGGACUCAAUGCAUCAGGCACUUCUUUUCGAACUUUUGGUGCGGAAAUCACUCAGGAAACAGGAGAUUUCUUCGUGAGUGAUGCAGAGGGUGACCCGGACAAACCUACCGAUGGUUUCUCUUCAAUAGACCAGGCGAUAAAUGCUUUGCGUGAAGGAAAGUUUGUCAUUGCUGUAGAUGAUGAAAACGGUGAUAACGAAGGGGAUCUUGUCAUGGCAGCCACUCUAGUGAACCCGGAGUCAAUUGCAUUCAUGAUCAGGAAUGGUUCUGGAAUUAUCUCAGUAGGCAUGAAAGAAGAGGAUUUAACAAGAUUGAUGAUUCCUAUGAUGUCCCCAAUCACAGAGAUCGAAGACAUUUCAACUGCUGCUUCCACAGUAACAGUGGAUGCAAGAGCGGGUAUAUCUACUGGUGUCUCCGCUGCAGAUAGAGCAAAAACCAUCUUUACUUUAGCCUCCCCUGAUUCGAAACCCAGUGAUCUCAGACGACCAGGCCAUAUAUUCCCCCUCAAGUACCGAAAUGGAGGCGUGCUGAAAAGAGCUGGGCAUACAGAAGCAUCAGUUGAUCUUGUCGCAUUGGCGGGUUUGCGUCCUGUAUCUGUCCUAUCCACGGUCAUGGACCCAAACGAUGGUUCGAUGGCAGGCAUGACAGUCCUGCAACAGAUGGCUAUGGAACACGAUAUACCGAUCGUUUCAAUCACUGAUCUCAUCCGGUAUAGAAGAAAGCGAGAGAAACUGGUGGAGCUGAUUGCGGUGUCUCGCUUGCCAACGAAAUGGGGCCUCUUCCGGGCUUAUUGCUACCAAUCCAAGCUCGAAGGAACUGAGCACAUUGCUGUUGUGAAGGUGGUCUCAGCGUUCUGCAACUUCUCAUGCUCGCAGGGCGAUAUCAGCAACGGCGAAGACGUCCUCGUGAGGGUGCACUCGGAAUGCCUGACGGGCGACAUCCUCGGCUCUGCCCGCUGCGACUGCGGCAACCAGCUGGACCUGGCGCUGGAGCUCAUCGAAAAGGCCGGCCGUGGCGUGCUCGUGUACCUCCGCGGCCACGAGGGCCGCGGCAUCGGCCUGGGCCAGAAGCUCCGGGCCUACAACCUGCAGGACGAGGGCCACGACACCGUCGAGGCGAACGUCGAGCUCGGCCUCGCCGUCGACGCGCGCGAGUACGGCAUCGGCGCCCAGAUACUCCGUGACAUCGGCGUGCGCACGAUGCGGCUGAUGACCAACAACCCGGCCAAGUUCAUCGGGCUCAAGGGCUACGGCCUCGCCGUGGUGGGGAGGGUGCCGGUGAUCUCCCCGAUCACCAAGGAGAACCAGAAGUACCUCGAGACGAAGCGGACCAAGAUGGGGCACGUCUACGGCUCCGACCUCCCUGGCAGCCUGCCGGGGCUCGCCAAUCCGCAAGACACCGCCGCUGACAAAGCAGACGAUACCCAAAACUGAUACCAAUACACAAUUACAAUAACAAAUUCUCGUUUCUUUUUGGUGGUUCGUUCCGAACCAUGAUUGGGAUUGAGAACGAGAUUUUUACUUUUGAAAGAGAAGAACUGUGCUCAUAUUGAAAGCAAUAAAUUGAGAACGAGAAUUGCAGAGUAUUAUCGAAAAUAUCAAUUGCGAGCU
Molecule: messenger RNA, 1929 nt
Organism: Panicum virgatum (switchgrass)
Lineage: Eukaryota; Viridiplantae; Streptophyta; Magnoliopsida; Poales; Poaceae
Product: probable monofunctional riboflavin biosynthesis protein RIBA 3, chloroplastic
Exons: 7
Coding region: 109-1752 (547 amino acids)
Biological process (GO): riboflavin biosynthetic process
Cellular component (GO): cytosol
Molecular function (GO): 3,4-dihydroxy-2-butanone-4-phosphate synthase activity; GTP cyclohydrolase II activity
Source: RefSeq, a predicted model, not a curated record